AUGUAAUUAACCUGGUUGUUUAACAUGUAAAACUUGGAUGAAUGUACUUCUUGUGAUUAAUCUUCAUCUAAUCAAUAUAAUACUUUAUUAAAUGGUGUUUGCUUAUCAUUAACCCCAUCAACUUCAAAUCCAAUUGUGUGUAAUUAAUAUUGUGAAACAUGCACAAGAACUUUAAAAACUAAUUGUUCAACAUGUGUAUCAGAUUAUCAUCGAUCUUUAUAAAGUAAUUAAUGUUUAUGUUAGAAAGGUUUCUAUGAUGAUGGAAUUAAUUUAUAUUGUCUUCCUAUUUGUGGUGAUCUUUUAAUAGUAGAUGGAGAAGAUUGUGAUGAUGGUAAUUUUAAUCCAUAUGAUGGAUGCAAUAAUUGUAAAAAAAGUUGUGAUGUUUUUUGUAAAGAAUGUUUAUAAGGAUUUUGUUAUGAAUGUUAAGAUGGAUUUUAAAUGAUAAACCAUAAAUGUAUUUAGAUUUGCGAUGAUAAUAUUUCAUAAUGUUCAAUUUAAAUUUCACAAUGCUAUAUUUGCAAUGUUAAUCUGUUGAGCAACAGUGUUAAUUCAAUAAAAGGAAAUCCUAUAACUUCAAUUUAGCUUAAUUAAUGUUAUGAUUCAAAUGUAAUAGCUUGGGAUGAUUGUUUUUAAGGUAAUUUUAAUUGUCCUUAAUUUUGUUUGAGUUGUGUUUAUGGAGAUUGUCUAAAAUAUGAUAAGAGUUCAGGUUAUGGAUUAUUAGACAAAUUGAAUAACAAAUGUACAUCUAUAUGUGGAGAUGGUUUAAAAUCUAUAGAUGAAGAUUGUGAUGAUGGUAAUGAUAUUAAUUAUGAUGGAUGUUUUAAAUGUUUUUAUUCUUGUCAUCUAAAUUGUUAAGAUUGUUUAAACGGUAUUUGUUAAUAAUGUUAAUAUGGAUAUUAUUUAAAUCAAAAAGAUAAUUCAUGUUUUAGUAUUUGUGGGGAUGGAAUUAUUGCUAAUAAUGAAGAAUGCGAUAUUUUAAAUCUGGUAGAUAAUUAUGAAUGUUCUAAUUGUUAAAUAAAAUGUUAAUCAGAAUGUUUAAUUUGUUAUGAAGGACUAUGUUAUUAAUGUAAAGGUAUAGGAUGAAAUUGAUAUAGUAUCUAGAUAAUGUAAAUCUAUUUGUGGAGAUGGAUUAAUUUUUGGAUAGGAAUAAUGUGAUGAUGGUAAUGAUGCUGAUUGAGAUGGAUGUUAUCAAUGUGAAUUUUAAUGUUAAUAAUAAUGUACUUAUUGUUUACUUGGAAUUUGUUAUGAGUGUGAUUCUUAAGGUUGGUAUUUAUAUAAGAACUAUUGUAUUUCAGAAUGUGGAGAUUUAGUGAUUGUAUAAAAUGAAGAUUGCGACGAUGGGAAUUAAUUACAAUAUGAUGGUUGCUUUGAAUGCUAAUUUCAAUGUUAAGUUGAAUGUGCUGAUUGUAAAUAAGGAAUUUGUUAUGAAUGUGGAACUUUAGGUUAUCAUUUAACUAAUGGUUUUUGUCAUUCAAUCUGCGGUGAUGGAAUAGUUGUUUAAUCUUAUGAAGAAUGUGAUGAUGGUAAUUCUUAUAUGUAUGAUGGAUGUUAUUAAUGUUAAUUCUAAUGUUAAGAAAUGUGUACUCAAUGUUAAUUAGGUAUUUGUUAUGAAUGUAAUGAAUUCGGUUGGAUAAUCGAAAAUCACGUAUGUAAACCAUUUUGUGGAGAUGGAAUUAUUAAAGAUUAUGAAUAAUGUGAUGAUAUGAAUAAUUAUAUUAAUGAUGGAUGUCAUUAAUGUUUAUUUUAAUGUGAUUAAUACUGUAUUGAUUGUUUAGAAGGAAUCUGUUAAUAAUGUGAAUUAGGAAGAUAUCUUUUUUAAAAUGUCUGUUAUUCUUAAUGUGGAGAUGGAAAUUAUGUGAAAACAGCUGAAUAUUGCGAUGAUGGUAAUCAAGAAAAUGGUGAUGGUUGUGAUAAAAAUUGCUAAAUAGAAAAUAACUUCACAUGUAAGAGUGUAGAAGGUAGUUAUUCUUAAUGUAUCUAUUCUAAAUAGCCAUAAUUCUAAAUAAUUAUACUCCCAACUUAUUUUGGAGAAUAUUAAGACAUUUAAAUCAAAUUUGAUUAAAAAAUGAAAUAUUUUGAUGCUUAAUCAUCGUCUUUAAUUAUUUCUACCAUAAUUGAUAUGAAUGAUUCUGAUUACGAUAUUAAAGAAUAAAUAAUUAAAUCAGACCCUCAAAAUGAAAUAAGCGAUAUCAUUAUUCAAUUAAGAAUUAAUUUUUAUGCUCCUAUAGAAAGACCCAUAUUGAAAAUCUAAUUUUUGAAUGAUACAUUCGUUUCAAAAUAUAAUUUAACUCUCGAAUAAACAAUUAAAACGAAACAACUCUAAUCUCUUACAGUUUUAAGCUAAUCUUAAAUUAAUGUUGCUUAAAAAGCAGCAACUUAUAAUGAGGCUGUAAUUUAUUUCUUAAUUAGCUUAUCUUUACUUUGUUUAUUAGUAGGUUCUUCAGAAUUAUUUCGAAUUUAAUGGACCAAUUAUAAUACCUUUCAUAUGUCAAAUACAUUAGUAUCUAAUUUCCUCCAAAUCUAAAUAUUUAUUUUGAAGUUUUUAAAAUUAUUACUAUUGAACCAAUUAUUCAAAACAUGGGAAUCAAUAAGAUAUUCAAUCUUAUCUAUCAAGAAGAAUUUUAUUAAAUUCCAAAUGAUGGAAAAAUUUUAAAUGAUGGAAUAAAUGUUAAUUUCUUGGAAAACUUUAAAAGUUUCUUAUUUUGUCUAAUUAUUGCUUAUAUGGCUUACUAUUUUUAUAAAACUGCACAUUUAAUUUUAUCUAAAUUCUAAUCCUAAUUAUUAUCCAAACUGAACUUAACACUCACUAAAAUUUAUUAUUCAAUUAGAUAAAAAUGUUUGUUAUAGUCGAAAGAUUUUUUCUAUAAUGCUAUCUUGAGGGUCUUCAUGUCAAAUGCAUAUGAUAUAUCAUUUGCUAUGACUGUCUAAAUUGCUUAUUUCUCAAACAAUACUUUAAGGGAAUCUAUAACUUCAUAUUUUUCAUUUGUUAUUUUCAUAUCAUAUAUCGGCACUUCUAUUUACUUUUAUUAUAUUCUGCAAAAAUUUUCAACUUCAAAUACAUUUAAAGUGAAACAAAAAUAUGCAGCUUUAUUUGAAGGAGUUAAAAAUCCCAAAAAUACUUGGAUAGCAUAAUACAAUGCAAUAUUAUUAAUUAAAAAAUUUGUUUUUAUUAGCCUAAUUGUUUUUCUGUAAAAAGAAGGCAAACUUUAAUCUUUGCUUAUUGCCACAAAUUAAACUUUAUUUCUAUUAUAUUUUAUGGUAAAUAAACCUUUGAAUAGUUAUCAUGAGUACUAAAAAAUUAUUAUUACAGAGUCUAUUAUUAUUGUUAACACAAUCACAUUUAUCCUUUAUGACUAUAUCACAGAUAUAGGAUUGUCUUAAAAUAUUCGAAUUAUUAUUGGUUGGAUACAUAUAUUCACGUUUUCAACAAUCCUUUCAAUAUCAUUAAUAAUUGACAUUUUUUACGAAUCCUAAUUCUGA
Molecule: messenger RNA, 3480 nt
Organism: Paramecium sonneborni
Lineage: Eukaryota; Ciliophora; Oligohymenophorea; Peniculida; Parameciidae
Source: the annotation of a GenBank genome assembly